This is a messenger RNA of Fundulus heteroclitus (mummichog), 1673 nucleotides long. RefSeq names its product protocadherin-15-like. The transcript has 12 exons. Gene Ontology annotation, biological process: sensory perception of sound; homophilic cell-cell adhesion; inner ear development. Gene Ontology annotation, molecular function: calcium ion binding. NCBI's taxonomy places the organism in Eukaryota, Metazoa, Chordata, Actinopteri, Cyprinodontiformes, Fundulidae. Gene Ontology annotation, cellular component: plasma membrane; stereocilium. The record is from RefSeq and is a predicted model, not a curated record. The coding region runs from base 519 to 1673 and encodes 384 amino acids.
UCGCCGCUGUUCGCCAACUCUUUGCGCCUCCCCCCUCCCCCUCCCUCUCCGUCUCACUCCGCGGUUGGGGAAGCGAAGGGGGAGCACUAGAGCACAGAGACUGUUGCUCUGUCUCCCUCCUACCGAGCUCCGAGUCCCGCAGCGGAGACUCAAACUAAAGAACACUUGAAGAAAGAAGGACUAUAUUAGAGCACCAAACGUUGCUGACAGCUCUCUUUUUUCAGUUCUGUGUAAGACGCGGCUUGUUCUCUUCGUCUUGAACGCACAGUCAUCAAGCUAUUAUCCGCUUUCCAAGAAAAAACAAGAACAAAUGAAAUAAUUGAGUAGAUAAAAAAUAAGUAGACCAAGCAGGCGAGCAGGUCGGUUGGAUGAGUUGUGUUGGAUGUUAUUUCCUGGAUUUUCCGUUUCCUGCGACCGAGGGGGACAGCAACAGUGUGUGGAAAAGUAGAUUUGAAUGUUAAACAUAUGGCUUCGACGGGGAUAACACGCUGGAUGCUUGCUGAAGCAAGGUGCUGAGGAUGGUUAGAACGCGAUUGAUGGCGGCGCCGUCACGAGGCCGGGUCAGAUGGAUGAAUGUAAUGAGAACCGGAGUCCUUCAUCUCCUGCUGCUAUCAGCCUGUCUCGGCCAAGAUCCAGAAGACUGGCAAUACGAGGAAUGUAAACUUUCCCGUUCUGGUCCUCCUGCUACCAUCGUUGCCAUAGAUGAAGAAAGCCCCAACGGCACAUUGUUGGUGGAGAACAUGCAGAUCAAUGGUGUGGCCGAGGGUCCAGAUCGUACAAUCUCUUUGUCUCUAAGAGACAACCAUGACUUCUGGGUGAUUCUGGAUCCUGCCACACAGGCACUUUACCUAAACAGCACUGGACGGGUUCUUGAUCGAGAUCCACCAUCGUAUAUUCAGUCCAUCGUGGUCCAGGUCCAGUGCACCAAUGAGCUGAUCGGCACUGUGAUUUUACAUGAGGUGCGCAUUGUUGUCCGAGACCGCAACGACAACGCACCGCAUUUCCAGCAGCCUCGCUACUAUGUCGCCAUCAGUGAGCUAACCCCUGUAGGAACAACUAUCUUCUCUGGUUUCUCUGGGAACAAUGGCGCAACAGACAUUGAUGAUGGCCCCAAUGGACAGAUAGAGUACACCAUCCAGUACAACCCGAAAGAUCCGACUGCCAACAGAACCUUUGACAUCCCCCUGACUUUGUUUGGCUCCGUGGUCUUAAGAGAACGCCUAAACUAUGAGGAGAUAACGCGAUACUUGGUCAUUAUACAAGCAAAUGACCGGGCACCUUCUCAGAGUGACCGGCGAACAGCCACUACCACACUGACCGUGGAUGUGCUCGAUGGAGACGACCUGGGUCCCAUGUUUCUACCUUGUACCCUUGUGGGAAACACCCGUGACUGUAGUCCCAUCACGUAUUUGGCCAGUGUUCUGGAGCUGACAGAGCCUAAUAAGACAAAUCCCCUGAAUGUGACCCCACCUAUUCAAGCUGUGGACCAGGACAGAAACAUACAGCCUCCGUCUGAGCGACCAGGGAUCCUGUACUCCAUCCUGAUUGGCAAACCAGCAUCCUAUGCAGAAUAUUUCAGUUUAAACAGAACCACAGCAGAACUCAUGCUGCUUAAACCCAUUGACAGGGAGCUCUACCGCAGAUUUGAUCUGGUUAUCAAGGUGCACAGCUAG